Messenger RNA from Aplysia californica (California sea hare), 4005 nucleotides. Its product is annotated as RNA polymerase II subunit B1 CTD phosphatase Rpap2. The record is from RefSeq and is a predicted model, not a curated record. Gene Ontology annotation, molecular function: RNA polymerase core enzyme binding; RNA polymerase II CTD heptapeptide repeat phosphatase activity. NCBI's taxonomy places the organism in Eukaryota, Metazoa, Mollusca, Gastropoda, Aplysiida, Aplysiidae. Gene Ontology annotation, cellular component: nucleus; cytoplasm. The transcript is spliced from 10 exons. Bases 536 to 2581 code for a protein of 681 amino acids.
UACUUACCUCGGUAAAAUGUCUUAUCGUAAUUUUCAAAGUAACUGUUCUAAAGUAGGCCCAGAGAGUAUUUAAUACUAGGCCUAUGUACUUCGGCUAAAGUAAAGAUCGAAAUGAAGAGAGGGAGGCGAAAAGGGGGAACCACUCUUAUUUACUGGCCGGGCUGCAUCAUCAGCCAUUCUUACACUCGUACUCGUACUUUCGUUUCUUUCCCAUAACAAAAGAAAACAUGAAGGCUCAGAAACUUAGUCCAGCCAGAUGAUGAUUUUUGUCCCAGAGUAGAUGCUCUGUGUGAAGAGAGUUUCUAUGUGAUAGUGGCCUACUUGUCUGUCUGUAUUGAAUCUGUAUGGUCUAUAUUCUAAAUUGACUGAAACUAAAUAAAUAAUCUUGCCAAAAAAGUAGUAAAAAAGUGUGUCACUGCUGGCCUUGUUGAACUACGCCUUUUGCUGACUCAAGAUAGAUCUAGAUCUAAAUCUAGGUCUAGAUCUAUAUCUAGAAUCUACGUUUAGGUCGAAGACAACUUUGAGGCUCUAAAGAAUGGAUGACAGAAAUGAAAAACUGAAGAGUUACGAAGCAGCAGUUCGACAUAGAGUGCAAUGUGAGGAAAGAGCUUUUCGCAUUGUAAACAAACUCAUAGAUGGGGCUGUGGAAGAGUCCUAUCUCAUUGAAUGUGGCCAGCUUAUAAGCCGAGAGCACUACAGUGAUAUUGUGGAGGAGAGAGCUAUCAGUCUUCUGUGUGGCUACCCACUGUGUGAUAAGCCUCUGGAAAAUAUUCCAAAGAAAAAGUUCCAUAUCUCCACAAAGUCGAACAAAGUUUAUGAUAUUUCUGAGAGGAAGAAUUUUUGCAGCAACCAAUGUUUGCGAGCAUCCAAACACUUCCAGAACCAGAUAUCCGAGUCUCCUGUGUGGGCUCGGGCCAAGGAGCCGCCUGUCCACUUAAAGAUCCUGCCUCUGUCUGACAACAAGGGCUUUGUUGGAGAUGAAGUUGUCGGCACAAAUCCUCGGAAAAUUCUAGAAGAUGAAGUUUCCAGUCUCAACAACUUGCCUGAAAAAGAAAGUUCCCUGGCAAAAUCUGAACGUAGUCGAGUGGCUCCAACUUCAGGGAAGAAACCAGGUACUAAACCUCAGGAGGCAUGUACAAAGAGCUGUGACAGUUCCUCUGAGCGUAGUGAACAUGUUGAGAAGGCUGAUGAACAGAACAACCGUACUUCUGAUACUGUCAGUAACAGUGAAAGUGUCGCUACCAAAGACAAUACAUCGACCACCCAGCUCUCUCAAAACCUAGAGCAGUUGACCAUUUGUGAUGUAGUUGAGAAGAGUGAUAAUUUAAACCAAAAUAAUGCAUUGACUUCAACAGAAGGUGGCAAAGAAGAAAGUGUAGUCCUUGGUGUGCCUAAAACGUGUAGUUCUAAUUCAGUGGAAAAGACUUCGGCUCCACCGCAGCUUAAUGAUGCAAGUUCAGGGCAUGAUGGCAGCAAAAAGACAGCUCCUCCAGCAUAUGAUUCAUCAAAGAAAUCACAGGCUGGCAUCCCCUCUCACGCAGUCCAAAGUUCAGUAAGCCCUUCUGCAAAUCGGGUCUCUACAGAUGACAAAAUGCAACGUUUAUUGGAGUUGAUGGCACGCAAAAAAUCUGUAUUGUCAGGCAUGGUGGAAAUGCAGACUGUUGUUGUCAGCAAAGCGCCUGAGCAAUGUAAAUCACCUGAUCAACGUAAAUCUCACAAGGAAAAUGAUCAGACAACUACACCUGCAACCAAGGUUGCACCAGAUAUGAAGCAGAAGGUAACGAAAAAAACAAAGAAAAGCAAGUCUCCUUCUCCUCUUUCACCGCUCACUUGUAUUAAGAACUCCCUAAAGAGGUGGAUAUCUGGUGCCACUGUAGAAUACCUCAAGACCACAGACAAUAAAUCUCCCAAUGCCACGGCAGAGCUGCCUGGGUUCUCAGAUCCCCGUGUUCAGGCAGGCUACGCCGACUUGUGUCACCGACUCGGGGCGAGGGAGAAGGAGAUGAACGCCUUUGUGAAGGAGACGGUGGACGGUGACAAGGCCCAGACUCAAGGACAGAAUGACGUGCCAAAAAAGUUGCCAGACUACAAGGCCCUGAAGGAGGAGGCUGAUGCUUUCCAGCUGAAGGUCUCGGAGUUUCUGACUGGGAAGAGAGCAAAAGACAGAGCAGGUGCCAAAGAGAAUAUGGAACCAAACGAUGUGUUUAUCCCAACGGUUGAUGCCUAUGAUCAGCACCAGAUACGGGUCCGUAUUGUGCUAGAUCGACUCGACAAAUCUUUGGUUGAACUGCUGGGAGCCUUGAGGCUGACGGUGCAGGAUGUUUCAGGACGUCUCCGAGAACUUAUCUACACAUUUCGCUUUGAGAAAGACACCAUUGUUUACAAGCCUUGGGAAUGGACACUUGUUGCUGUAUUCAUCCUGAAGAUGCUUGCUUUGAAGCAUCCGACCAUUUCUGCAGCAUUCGCUCAGGAGUCAGCCAUACGAUUUUUCAAAACUCUGCUUGAAGGCAUCGGCCAUUGUGAGAAGGACUUAGACAACCAAGUGAAAGAUUUAGUCUCGUGUCGUCACGAGGACCUGUGACGAGAGGAGUCUUGGUUUUUUUUCUUAAUGAUUCUACUGAUCCUUGUAGAGAUGCUUUGUUCACGAUGAUGUACAGUGUGCAAUAAUGGUAGAUAACACAGGAAACAGCGUGGAACAGCACACUCUCCCUUGUUUGCCAUAUCAGGCAGAAGGGCUAGAACUUAGAUGGCUCCUGGAUCAGAAAAGUAAAAGUCAUGAAAAAGUCACCUGUCGUCACCAUUCAGCACCUGAUUUGAGUGGCGGUCAGCUUGUCUCGCACAUGGACAUUCAGCUGUGGUCAGUCACUCUGCUUAACCAUGCUUUUGCUAUAUGUCUCUGUGGAUGUUUUACACUCUUUUGGGCAUAAUUUGGUUCAUUGAGGAAGCUGGCUGCUUUGACCCUGUCAAACAUCUCAGAAGACAGAAAAGAGAUUCUGUAUAAAAAUACCUCCCCUCAUAGGAAUUGAACUCAAGUCUUCUGCAUGCAACACCUAGAUAUGUGAAUGGGUCUCUGAGCAAGCAGUCGUACACAAGCCUAUCAGUGGACGGAAAGCUCAUCAUUGGUUUAUUUACUACACUCAGUCUUGACUCAAGACAUCCAAGAUGUAGGAAUUUUACCAGUGUGCUCCGUGCCUUGAUUGGGCCUUACUAAAAAAUCACUCCCAAAGAGAGUCUCAGUCUUUUUUUCCUCCCUUACUUCUUCUCAGUGUUAAUGUUGAUCAACAUAGUCGACCCACUGCGCUAUGAUCAGUGUCUUUGUACUGUACUGCUAUCGGUUCUCAUGAUCAAAAUAGAGUCCAUCAAUGACCACAUUGGCGUCUGAAAGAAUAAAGAAAUGUCUGCCAAAACUGCUUAUCACUCUUUUGGAAUCUAUGUUUAAAUAUAUCUCUAACACCUGGCAUAGUUUACAUUUGUAUGUAGUUCGGUUCAGUGUGAUGCUGGAGUGGGAGGUUGGAGAGCGCCAUCGGAAGAUUUUACUUCUUUACUUUCCCUCUGUUGUUUCUGUCCGUCUGUCUGUCUGUCCUACUUUUUCCCAACAUGAAAUGACCAUGAUUGUGUCAAUGUGCUUCUUUUUACUCUAACAAAAAAACAAAGAAACAAGUGGUGCUGGAUGAGACUCUCAGAGAAAUCAUAGAUCACUCAUCUUCUUCUUCUCGUUCAUCUCUUUACGGACAUCCCAGUCUCUUGUGAGAAGGCUGCUGUUCUCCACAGGUUCUCCAGGGUUCCGUUGAGUUUUGGGUCUGUCUGCCUAGGGUUGGGCCAAUAUUAACUUCUAAGUGCCUCAAGCAUGGGGCAGGCUUGUAGCAGAUGCUUUCCUGUUUGGCUUUCAAUUUCGUACCGUCAUUUCUCUGAGUUGCCAAUCCUGAACUUUUUAUUUUUUGGAUAUGUGUUUUACUAUGUACGUUUGCUUGGAAUGAAAAAUAAACAUGUUCUUAAUGAGAUAAA